CCAAGUGCCCAACUCAUCGAGUCAACCACCACACCAGAUCCCAGCCCAAACCAAAACACCUCUCUUCCUCGCUCCUUGUCCAUGGCGAGCCACCAGAACAGCCACAGCAACGGCUACGUCGCCAGGGAGAACGGCUACGUCGCCGGGGAGAACGGCAACGGGCACGAGGCGGCGGCGGGGGUGUGGAGGUUCGCGCGUGGUAAGGAGGACGCGCUGGCGGCGGCGGGGGACAAGAUGAGCAUCCGCGCGGUGCGGUACAUGAUCAGCGCGAGCGUGGACAAGCGCGACCCGCGGCCCGUGCUGCCGCUGGCGCACGGGGACCCCUCCGUGUUUCCAGCCUACCGCACGGCCGCUGAGGCGGAGGACGCCGUGGCCGCCGCCCUCCGGACGGGCCAGUUUAACUGCUACCCCGCCGGCGUCGGCCUCCCCACCGCCCGCCGUGCUUUGGCAGAGCACCUGUCGCAUGACCUCCCGUACAAGGUCUCCGCGGAUGAUAUCUUCCUCACCGCCGGAGGCACUCAAGCCAUUGAGGUCGUUAUCUCGGUUCUUGCCCAACCGGGCACCAACAUAUUGCUCCCUAAACCAGGCUAUCCAAAUUACGUGGCGCGUGCCGCACUCAAUAACCUAGAAGUUCGUCAUUUUGAUCUGAUUCCUGAAAGAGGCUGGGAAAUUGAUAUCGACUCUCUUGAGUCUAUUGCUGACAAGAACACCACUGCAAUGGUCCUCAUAAACCCCAACAACCCUUGUGGGAGUGUCUAUACCUACAAACACUUGGCAAAGGUCGCGGAGGUAGCAAGGAAGCUUGGAAUAUUAGUUAUUGCUGAUGAAGUAUAUGGCAAUUUGGUUUUCGGGAACUCCCCAUUUGUCCCAAUGGGUGUCUUUGGGCACAUUGCCCCUGUGUUGAGCAUAGGAUCCCUAUCAAAGAGAUGGAUAGUGCCUGGAUGGCGUCUUGGUUGGGUAGCAGUAUGUGAUCCCAGUAAGAUCUUGCAAGAAACUAAGAUUAUUAUGUCAAUUACAAACUUCCUUAAUGUUUCGACUGAUCCAGCAACUUUUGUUCAGGGAGCACUUCCAGAUAUUCUUGAGAACACAAAGGAAGAUUUUUUCAAGAGGAUCCAUGGUUUGCUAAUUGAAACAUCAGAGAUAUGUUAUAGAGAAAUAAAGGACAUCAAAUGCAUCACUUGUCCUCACAAGCCAGAAGGAUCCAUGUUUGUGAUGGUGAAAUUGAACUUAUAUCUUUUGGAGGGGAUCCAUGAUGAUAUUGACUUUUGCUGCCAGCUGGCAAAAGAGGAGUCGGUAAUUUUAUGCCCAGGGAGUGUUCUGGGGAUGCAAAACUGGGUCCGCAUAACUUUUGCCAUUGAUUCAUCUUCUCUUCUAGAUGGUCUUGAGAGGAUCAAAUCUUUCUGCCAGAGGCACAAGAAGAAGAAUUUGCUUAAUGGGUUUUAAUUGUACCUGGGAUCAAAGUUGUUGACUAGUUCCAAUGUUUUCCAUUGUAUCUUCAACAAAUGUGAAACUUCUAUUUCCUAAGAAUCUAUAAAGUUAAUGUUUACAUAUACA
Molecule: messenger RNA, 1554 nt
Organism: Phragmites australis (common reed)
Lineage: Eukaryota; Viridiplantae; Streptophyta; Magnoliopsida; Poales; Poaceae
Product: nicotianamine aminotransferase 1-like
Exons: 7
Coding region: 82-1443 (453 amino acids)
Biological process (GO): amino acid metabolic process; biosynthetic process
Molecular function (GO): transaminase activity; pyridoxal phosphate binding
Source: RefSeq, a predicted model, not a curated record